Ambispora leptoticha is the source of this 1227-nucleotide messenger RNA. The record is from the annotation of a GenBank genome assembly. NCBI's taxonomy places the organism in Eukaryota, Fungi, Glomeromycota, Glomeromycetes, Archaeosporales, Ambisporaceae.
AUGGCGCAACAUCCUGCGUAUACGAUGGCUGGUGCAAUUGGUGGAAUAGCAGCUUAUUCGCGUGCUCGCUCUAUUCCAUCUUUGGUAGCUGGAUUGGGUAUUGGAGUAUUGUAUGGUAUUGCGGGAUAUCGGAUCCAACAAAAUAUUGAUUAUGGGCAUGAAUUGGCUGCUGCUUCAUCCACUGUUCUCGCGGGUUCAAUGGUUCCACGAUCUAUUAAAAAUCCAAAACCGGUUCCAUUGACAUUAAGCAUUCUUUCAAAUGUGUUAUCGGAUGAUCUAAAUAGCCCAAUGAGUUUUUUUCUAUGCGUAAACACUUGUACAAAUGCCACGAAAGUUAAAUCUGAUCUUCGUUACCGUUGCUCACAACAAUAUGGAAAAGACCGCGUGAGGCUGGUCAAAGUCAUUCGAAACGGCGAUUGGCAUGAAGUUGUAGAAUUAACGAUACGCGUUCUCUUAGAAGGGAAUUUUGAGAAAGCAUAUACUAAAGCAGAUAACUCUUUAGUGAUCGCAACAGACUCUAUAAAAAAUACUGUGUAUAUUCUUGCAAAAAAAUCCGCCCAAGUUCAACACAUAGAACUAUUUGCUAUUGAGAUCGGAGAUCAUUUCAUUUCCCAGUAUAGUCAUGUGUCUACUGUACAUGUAUCGAUUACCAAACAUCGAUGGACUAGAAUGUUAGUUAAUGGAAAACUCCACAAUCAUUCUUUUAUACGUGAUGGUGAUGAGACCAGGAGUACACGUGUCGUUACUUCUAGGAAUACAGGUGUUGCGAUCGAGUCUGGAUUAAAAGACUUGUUGGUGUUGAAGACCACCGGGUCCGCAUUUCAUUCUUUCUUCAGAGACGAAUACACUACUCUCGCUGAGACAGACGACAGAAUUCUUUCGACGAGUGUAGAUGCCACCUGGACUUUUAAAGUCCCGAAUUCAAUAUCAAUCGCUAAUAUUCCCUUUGACGAUAUUUAUGACUCUAUUCGUGAAAUUACGUUAAAGACAUUUUCCACGGACAAUAGUGCAUCUGUGCAAGCGACAUUAUAUUUAAUGGCCAAACAAGCACUUGAAAAACAUCCGGAAUUGGAGACUGUCUCUUAUGCAUUACCUAAUAAGCAUCAUUUCGCGUUUGAUCUCGAACGUUUUGGCCUAAAGAAUAAUGGGAAGGAUUCCGAUAUUUUUGUUCCUUUUAACGACCCUUCGGGAUUGAUUACCGCAACGAUUGCUCGUGCUAAAUUGUAG